UUAAUAUUCUCUGAUAUUUUGCUAAAGUUACUAUUACCUUUAAACAGGUAAACCGACAUCAUGUGUUUCGAGGAAAAUUGAUGGCAUUUGAAAGACAUAGCCUAAAGGUCAAUAUAGCACACUGACAAUACAAUAUAGACAACUGAACAAUUGCUUAUUGUCAAUAUAACGUGACCUUUAAUGAUCUUUAUCUUUUAAAUGAUCUAAUGGAGGAAUAAGAUCUUAUUGAAGAUACCAGAACAUUCAUGACAUUUGUUUUCCAUAUUGAGGACUAAACAAUGUAUCAUGAGAAAACGAGUAAACCUUACAAAGCAAUGAAUACAACAUUGCCUUUGUGCUUACACUGAAUUAUUUAUAUAAUACAACAUACAUCAUGUUCGUAACCAAGUAGCUUUGAAACACAAGGAUUAAUGCUGAAGAUUAGUAUAAACUGUCGUUAAGAGGAUAUUCAGGAGAAGUCCCAAAAAUAGCGUGCUCAAUUUCUUUAUCUUAAUAUUUGUAAACCAAUGUAAAAGGAUGAAGUUGCCAAUGCGAUUGCUGCUAGCUACUGCAGCAUUUUUCUUCAUAAUUGUAUAUUUGAUUGCAAAUAAACAUUCAAAAACACAAUCCAUUCAAGACAAAACAAUAACUCAGGAUAAGAGUUUAAGCUUUCGCAAAAGUCCGCAAAAUGAACUCACCCAAAAUGUUUUGCUUCAAGAGAUACAAACAACCACGAGAGCUAACAUAUACCAAACUUUAGAACAAUUUCAGAAAGAACAUAAAAAACUCCCUACAAUUCUCAAAGCACGAGCUGAUAUAUUUUCUCAAGAUGUCCUGGAUUAUGUUGAUGUUAAUUACAAAUAUGAAUUCAAGAUGUUUCCAAAUACAACAAGAGAGGUUCCAAGACGUAGAGCUCCCAUCAAUGUUGUGAUCAUACCUCACUCUCAUGUCGAUCCGGGUUGGCUCCAGACAAUUGAUGAGUACUACAAAUACCUUGUACAUGGUAUCCUAACAAACACUGUGUUAGCCUUAACAGAAAAUCCUGAGUUGAAGUUUAUGUGGGCUGAGACAGUCUUCUUGGCCAAAUGGUGGGACAACCUAACCAUAAGUGAUGUUGAUGGUGUUAUAAAGAUGAAAUUCCAAGAGUUGCUGAGGCAGGGGAGAUUUGAGAUUGUGAUGGGAAGUUGGGUGAUGCCUGAUGAGGCAAGUACGCAUUUUUACUCAAUCAUAGACCAAAUGGUUGAAGGACAUCAAUGGUUGGAACACACCCUAGGAAUAAAACCUAACUAUACUUGGUCUAUAGACCCAUUUGGACACUCUUCAUCAUUUCCUUAUUUUCUCAAAUCAGCAGGUUUUAAAGCAAUGGGCAUAGGCAGAGUACAUGCCGCUGUGAAACGUCACUUGGCCCUAAAUCAGAGUCUGGAGUUUCACUGGAGACAGGCGUGGGAUCACUCACGACAAAAUGAUAUAUUCUGUCACAUGCUAGCAGGUGAAACCUAUAUAACAAGGGACUCAUGUGGAACAAAUUCUAUGAAAUGUUCUCAGUUUGAUUUUACAGGGCAUGAUGGAGAAAGAAUAACAAAGGAUAAUGUAGCGACACAGGCAGAUAUACUUUACAGACAGUAUCUAUCAAAGGCAGAUUUAUUCCAUACAAACACCAUUUUUAAUCUAAUGGGGCAUGAUUUUAAAUAUAGUACGAUACGUUCACACACAUAUAUGUUGGAGAAUGUAAGACAACUGAUGCGAUAUAUGAACCACAACAGAACAAUGAACAUUAAUAUAAAAUUUGGUACAUUGGGUGAUUAUUUCAAAAUGGUUCAAAAUGACACAAAUUACAUGAAAAUACCGUCUCUAAUCGGAGACUUCUAUCCGUACAUGAUGACAAAAGCAUACACUUCCAAGGACUAUUGGACGGGUUAUUUUACAACAAGACCUUUUGAUAAAUAUCUUGGACGUGAACUUCAAUGGAUGUUGAGGGUUUCAGAAAUUCUAAACACAUUCGCUGCCCUGAAAAUCCAUCAAGAAGCGUUGUCUCCAUAUAAUGAUAUAAUAAUGGAAAAUCUCCUUAACCUAACUGAAGCACAUCGUGAACUGGGUGUGUAUCAACAUCAUGACGCAAUAACAGGCACUGAGAAAAAGCAUGUGGCAAUAGAUUAUGAAAGAAGAAUGAUGACUGGUCUUCAGGCUUGCUAUAAAGUGAUUAAAACUGCCUUUAACAUUCUCCAAGAAGCAACAAUGACAUCUGGUGAAGACACAAUCGACAUAGACCAAAAUGAGGAUAAUAAUCUUUACAUUGAUGAUGUAAGGGAUUUAACUGAUAUGCAACCAUCUAAGAUACUUAUUGAUGUUACAAAGGAGCAACAAAUUAUUGUGAUCAAUCCAGUCGAACAUCACAUAACUACAGUUGCGAGAUUCUAUAUCAAUGAUCCUCAUGUGAAGAUAUUCAAUACCAGUGGUACUGAGAUGAAUGUACAAGUGAACCCUAUUUGGCAAGACAUGGAUGGUAUGUUUGAAGAUAGGUAUGAACUCGUGAUUGAGGUAACAGUAACAGCAUUUGGAAGCUCUACAUAUAGAAUAAAGCACCAUGAAGAAACAGCCAAAUGCUCAGAAGUACUCAUUCAUGGUUCAAAAAAUUAUUCAUCAAACGAUUAUUUCAAGAUUCAAAAUCAGGGAAAUACUGACAUUCAAAUCUCGAACUCCUAUUUGAAGGCUACAUUUUCAUUUGAUACAGGAGAUCUGGUGAGUGUGCAACAGGGGGAAGAUAUCUACAAAAUACAGGCCUCAUUUACUUCAUACCAUAGUGGUCUUGGUGGGGCUUAUGUGUUCAAGCCCAGGGAAGAAGCAUGGGAUCCCAAGCAAGCGUUCACAAUUCAAAAUGCCACUGUGAGGAUCAUUCAUGGUCAUAUAGUUUCAGAAGUCCAUACACUUUAUGCAGGGCUCACUAGAGUGUUCAUUAUACACCACACAGGGGUACACAUUCAAAAGGCAAUCUCAAUUAACAAUGUCAUCGAUAUCAAAAACUUUCCGGUACCAUUCAGAAAAAACAUUGAAGUUAUGAUGGAAAUUAAAACAAAUAUUAUAAACAAAAAUCGAAUAUUUUAUUCCGAUGCGAAUGGAUUUCAAAUGAGACCAAGGAAAACAAACCCAGAUAUUCCAGUCAAUGGUAAUUUCUAUCCAAUGACAUCUAUGUUCUAUCUAGAGUCGACCAAAACGAGGCUUACAGUUACGUCUGCUCAACCUUUAGGGGUUUCCAAUUUGAAUCCAGGGGAAGUUCAGAUAGGACUGGAUAGAAUGACAAUGUUUAAUGACAACAAAGGUAUGAGCGAAGCUAUCGAUGACAAUAAAGUCACAUCAAGCAGAUUCAUGCUUUUUGUUGAAAAACGGAGAAAACCUGCUGAUGUGGCGACAGUGUCCAUGCCUAGUGCUCUCGGACAUUUGCUUCAGAAUCUUAUCAACAACCCCUUAGUUCAGAUGUACGGAGGGAAUAAAAAUAGCAUGUAUGAAAACCUAGCACUCAUAUCUGAAGAACUGCCAUGCAAUAUUAAAAUAGCACUAUUCAGAGGACUUUUUGAUAAAACAUCAAAACUGCCAAGGCUCAAUAGUAUAGGAUUAACAAUUCAUUCAAUAGUCUAUGACGCUCAUUUAAAUAUCACAAUGUGCAAAUAUUCUAAAACAUACAAUAUUGACAAAAUAUUCAAUAUUUCAAGCAAAGUUAGUCAGACAGAAGAAUCGUCAUUGUCUUUCAUGCACAGAGUAAAGCUGAUCAAUAUCAGUGAUGAUUUGCCAGUAAGUCCCAUGGAAUUAAAAUCAUACAAGUUGGAUCUAGCGUGAACUGCAUAAUAAUCCUUUACAAUUGCCAGACUGCAUUGAAACUCUUUAUAUUGGAGAUAUGUUUUUUUAUAAUCUAGUCUAUAUCCAAUCAGAAUAUGGUGUUUGUAAAUCCCUGCAUUACAUCUUUUACAUUUCGUACAAGGCUGGGAAAUCCCGCUUUUGCAAUAGUGUAGAUCUUAUCACAACUGUAAACUGGGGUAGUUAGAGGGUAGUGUGCUAGCUGUUUGGGAUAAAGGGUACAACUGAGUACUGCAUUAUA
Messenger RNA from Owenia fusiformis, 4069 nucleotides. Lineage: Eukaryota; Metazoa; Annelida; Polychaeta; Sabellida; Oweniidae. The record is from the annotation of a GenBank genome assembly.